AUGCGUCUACUUCCUUUCGGCAGGGUCGCACUGCUCACCGGCUGUGAAGCCUUGAAGACCGAGUCGGUGAAACGUCCCUCACCCUUCAACCCCCUGCGCGGUCGGCUGGCCCGGGAAGAAGACCGGGCCCAAGUGCAUUUGAUCCAGGAGUUAAUGAGAGCCAAACGGCACUUGGCCGAGGAGUUAGUCCGAGCCCAACCCCACCUGGUCCACGACGUAGGCCGACCCGUGAUACACGACGAGUCGCGUCCCCGGUCCAAAAUGGAACUGUCUAACUCCUCCCAGUCAAAUCCGUCGCAGUCCUACAUCAACCAGGAUGUAGCCAACCCCCGCUCCACUGUGGAUGAGGCGCUGGACGUGGAGGAAGAGAUGGAGCGCAUGGUCCAUCUGAGCCCUCCUCAGUAUGACCACCAGGGACAGUUAGAGUCCACUGACCCAGAGUUGGAGCUCCAUGAUGGGGUGGGGGCCGCCGACGCCUCCCUGGAGGCCUCCGGCUUCUAUGGCACCGACACGGAGGAGAGAGGAGAGGAGGGAGAGGAGCGAGAGAGGAGAGGAGAAGAGAGAGGGGAGGAAGGAUGGGAGAAAAACAACGAGGAGGCCAGAGAGGAGAGGAAAGAAGGAGAGGACCCGGACGACGUUCGUCUCUGGGCAGAUUUGGAGACCAACCACAGCACACCGGAUCUGGACUCUCUGAUCGGCUACAGUCCAUCUUUCCUCCAUUAUGCCAUAUCCAGUCCCAGACAACCCAGCCACUCCUCACAGGGCUCAGUGCUCGAUGCUGGGCUACAGGAGCAGCGGGGACCCCUGACCCCUAAGGUGGCUUCCCGAGAGAGGGAGUUGUGGGAGGGGGAGCGGGAGGAAGAGAAUCUGUCAAGUGGCUACGGAAUCUUCCACUCCUCCAUCACCACCACCAUCACCGUUACCACUGGUUCCCCGGCUGUCACUCGUUCCAGUUGGGGGGCAGGAGGAGGCUGGACCACAGCAGGAACACCCGUCCCAGAGACUGACACGGGUACAGACUUUGGGCUGGUGGAAAGUCCUGGACUGGACUCGGCAAAGGCUGAGGGAGAGGAGGGGGAGAGGGAGGAAGAGGCAAGACGAAGAUUAUCCCACUUGGACGCGUUUACCCAGAACCCCACUGUGCCGGAAGUGGGCGUGGCUCCCAGCAGGGAGCCCCUUCAACCCAGCGUGGAGGAAGAGGAGGGGCUAGAGCAGGAAGAGGAGGAGCUAGAAGAGAGAGAGGAGGAGGAGGAGGAGGAAUGGAGGAGGAUGGAGAGAGAGAGAGCAAGAAACAGACCACUCGUUCCUCUCACCACAAACCCAACCUUCACCGUCAGUUUCACACAGCCGUUCUCUAACUCUGGAUUUCCUCUGCAGGUGGUGUGUGUGGACUGGAGUGAGCUGGCCAGUCAAGGCUACGUCAUCCUCAACAUGACCGAAAACAUGAACUGUGAGGAGUUCCGUGCAGACCACGGUGUGAGGUUGUUGGAGAUCUUGGAGCAUUUGUUCACUAGGAAGAUGAAAAGCCCCGAGGGAUCAUGGGUAAUUUACCUCAGCAAACCAACUCACCAGCAACACCAGCUGCUGAUGAAUGUGGCAUCAAAACAUGGAAUGGUAGCUACCAAGGAUGUGCUGGGGAUGCUUGGAGAAAUCAGGAGACAUUUGAAUGAGGUCGGUAUUCAGAAUUUCAGUGCGGCCAGCAGCUGUCAGUACCGGCCCAGUCAGACACGUAGUGACUACGGCAAGCUGUUCGUGGUCCUGGUGAUCAUUGGCUCCGUCUGUAUGGUCAUCAUCACAUCCGGACUCAUCUACAUCUGCUGGCAGAGACGCCUGCCUGCUACCAAGACUAUGACCCGUGCUGAGGAACUUCAUUUUGUGGAGAAUGGUUGCCAUGACAACCCCACCUUGGACGUGACCAAUGACAGCCAGCCUGAGAUGCAGGAGAAGAAGCCAAGCACCAAUGGGCUUGCAGGAGGCAGUGAGGGGGGCGGGGAGGAGAACAGCAGCCGCUGGCAGGUGUUUGUCAACCAACCAGGAAGUGAAGAGGAAGAGGAGGAGCAAGACACGCACCUCUGA
Messenger RNA from Lampris incognitus (smalleye Pacific opah), 2076 nucleotides. It is a transcript of the gene podxl2, whose product is annotated as podocalyxin-like 2. NCBI's taxonomy places the organism in Eukaryota, Metazoa, Chordata, Actinopteri, Lampriformes, Lampridae. The transcript has 13 exons. The record is from RefSeq and is a predicted model, not a curated record. Bases 1 to 2076 code for a protein of 691 amino acids.